CAGUAAUGCGCCAGUCAACUGUUGGUGAAACGCCGGAAGCUAGAAGAACUGAAGAAGAUGAAGUGAGCGAAACUCAAACAAUUCAGUUGGUGUUUACUAAGCUUUGACAAGCGUUAUAGUGAUUUUUCGUUGUUUUCUCGUUGAAAGUUAGCGAAUAUUAUAAUACUGUCGACAAACCCACUAUAACGUUACGAUUAUGUCAAUGUAUAACUACGCCAACCGGAUAACGAGAAGAUAUCUUUAAGCAGUGAGUUAGCAUCAGGUUAGCGAGGCUAACGUUACAAAUGAGUACCAGCCGGCUUAUAACCUCGACAAACGGCAGGUGCAAAGCGUCAGUCAGCCGCAACAAAGAACACCCAGUCCCCAGAGGUGCCAACAAGGUGCUGGCCCAGAGGAACCAUGCGGUGGUGGCGGUGGGAGCCUGGGUGGAGGGCGGGCAAGACUUCGUGGAGCACCCGUCUUCUUCCCAUGUCUUGGUUCAGGCUCUGGCUCUGCUAACUGAGGAGAUCCAGGCAGAGAAGAGGAGGGAGACUGAAGAGAGCCUUCGACGAUUUCAAGAUGAAGUACGCCAUCGUGUGGCACAGCAAGCUCAAGUCAGCAAGAAGAGACAGCAGCCUCCGACAGACUCAGUGAUGAAACCUGAAAGGAGAAUCCCACAUCAGCAGGAUCAUGUCUGGACCCAGCAUGUGUCCGCUGGCGAGAGGCUGAUGUCUGCAGGGGAUGCUGCACACCGGAGGCUGACGGAGGGGAGCCCUCAGGAGUCUAGUGGAGGCAUGAGGCAGGUCAGACUCAGACUGGCUGCCUGUCGGAUGAUCCCCCAUGGGGAAAUGUCGUCAGACCUUCCUGGAGGCAAAUGGAAUAUCUCUUCCAACAGACAUAAACCUGGAUCUCACGUGCUGAGAGCAGAGCAGGAGGAGGCUGUUCAGGAAGAAGAGGAGGAGGAAGAGGGGGAUGAUCAUCUCUUCACCAGUCAACAUAAAUGUCCCCUCGUUCAGCAGAAGGUUAGUGGACCUGUGUUGUGGGAUUCUGACAAAUCACAGCCUGGUCCUGGUUUCAAGUCCAACCUCAGAGCCCCCCCGGUACUGUGGCCUCUGACUGACCAAGAAGAACUGAAAAGACAGCGUCAGUCUCAGUUCCUGGUGCACCGCCGUCAGUACAUGAACAUUGAGAGAGAGCAAGUGAAGGAGAACAAACAGAACAGGAAACACCUGAAGAGGACGGCAAGGAUCAAAGCUGAAAAAGAACAGAUUCGUUUGGAGGAAGAGAGAAAGUUGGAGAGAGUCCGGCAGCUCGCGGAGGCCAGACAAAGGCUAGAGGAGAGAGAGCUGCUGAUUCUGGAGCGACUGAAGCUUGAGGAGGAGGAGAGAGCUGUGGAGCUGCAGAGGAGAAAAAGAGAGGAGAAAGGGAAAGUGACUGCAAGGUUCAUUGAGGCUCUGAGAGCUCAGAUGAAGGAGCGACUGUCUCAGGAGAGGCUGGAGCCGCCUCCUCUCUGUUGCUGUGCAUCCUCUUUCUGGGACUCCCACCCCGACACCUGUGCUAACAACUGUGUCUUCCACAACAAUCCCAAAGACGGAAAUAUCUCAACAGAUAUCAAAUGGAUUGCCGUGGCAUUUUGUCCAGGCAUUCGUGUUUUCCACAAGAUGAAGCCAACUGACUUUGAUGAUCCUUGACUUUUCAUCCACUGAUAUCACAAGACCCAAUAUCUCAACAUCUACGAGACGGAUUGGCGCAGAAUUUUGUCCAGACAUCAUUGGCUCUUAGAUGAUGUAUCCUAUAGACUUUUCCUCUUAGUGCUAUCAUCAGGUCCUGCAAAAGAGAGGCUGCAUCUCAGUGAACCUUUCCCAAAAAAAUAAAAUACAAUACAAAAAGG
Molecule: messenger RNA, 1870 nt
Organism: Perca flavescens (yellow perch)
Lineage: Eukaryota; Metazoa; Chordata; Actinopteri; Perciformes; Percidae
Gene: ccdc15
Product: coiled-coil domain containing 15
Exons: 10
Coding region: 285-1670 (461 amino acids)
Cellular component (GO): centrosome
Source: RefSeq, a predicted model, not a curated record